AUGGUCCGUCUCACGUACCUCACAUCCCUUCUCUCCCUCGUCGCCCUCUCCUGGGCUCAAGCAUCGAACGACGACCCCCGAGGAAAGCUCCUUUAUGUCAACUACCCGUCUUGCGAUCACUACAAAUGUCAAGUAAUCUGGCGACCCAACCAAUCAGUCUACGUCAACUGGCUUAACGCUCCCGCUGGAGGUCUCAAAAUUCAGCUUGUCCCCCAAGAAGGCACAACAGGUCUCAAAACCUACACGAUCACAAACAAAGUUGGAAGCAUUCAUGGGUUCAAGGAUAAAAGGUGUGAGGAUAUGGGAACUGGGGAGAAGUGCGGCAGAUUCGAUUGGACUGUGCCCAAGGGAGUGAAAGAGGGCAAGUAUGAAGUGGUGGUGACGAGUUUGAGUAGGCCUGAGGUGGUGGGUUAUACGGAUACUGUGGUUAUUAAGAUGAGUAAGAAGGGGAAGAGACAUGAGGUUAAUAGGAUGGAGUGA
Molecule: messenger RNA, 480 nt
Organism: Ustilago hordei
Lineage: Eukaryota; Fungi; Basidiomycota; Ustilaginomycetes; Ustilaginales; Ustilaginaceae
Exons: 1
Coding region: 1-480 (159 amino acids)
Source: RefSeq, a predicted model, not a curated record